UAUUCUAAAUUCAAUAUGGAUUGGUUAUCUCUUUGCGUCUGCGGCAGAAAGAGCAAUUUCGACAAUGAGAAGACUCAGAAAGACGAGAAAGGCAAAAAGAGUAAACGCAAAAAAUCCAAGAAGCAAUCCAAGCAGAACAAAUCUCACAAAACGUCGUUGUCCUUUGUCGACGAGUCCUUGCGCAAAUUACAAGAUGAGCAAGUUGAGAAUGAAAUUAUAAAAAAAGAAUGGACGAAUGGAAAUGUUAUUAAUUGCUUCGACGAUUGUGCGAAAAAUCACACCGACGUGAAUGAUCCAAUCGAUUUGACAAAAAUUAACGAUUCGCCGAAUAAUCACUGGUCUUAUCAUCAAAUCAAUGACAAUCAUGACAACUCUGAAUUUCAUAAAGAAUCUUCAGAAAGGAACGUGAACGAAUUCGAUCUGCAGACACAUGACAAUGAUUUCGAGUAUGAUGACAAUGUGCUAUUGCAUUCAAGAUGUGCAUCGAAUACAAUCGACGAAGAUGAUAAGCAGGUCAAGUGUAUCUCAGACGAAAAAGAGCAUGAUGAAGAAGCGGAUUUGAACGAGUCUGUCUCGAGAUCGAUGACAUCCGGAGAACCCGAAGACUGGAUAUCGGAAUUCGAGGAGAAACAGGAUGUACUCGCAGAACCGGGUUUCGAUAGAAAAAUAAAGGAAAGAACAUUGUCCAGAAUCAACUUUUCUAGUAAAGAGCAAGCGAAGUCGGAAACGAGAAAUUCGUCAAAGAGAGAAUCGAGAAACAUUCUUCCGCCGAUCAAAAGGAAAUCCUGCACCGAAUCACGCAUAGAUAAUGAGGUACUUCAAGGAACCUGCGGAGAGAUGAAUAAAUUUGGCUUUAAGAGGAGCGCGGCGUUUUGCGAGCAAAGCAAUAUUCGGCGAAAAUUAAACUCGUGUAGCUUCGAAAUUGGAUCGUUGGAGAAUGAGGAGCGAAAUUCAAAGACUAGGAUUCGGGCUGACGGAUCCAUGAUACCUAGACUUACAUCUUCCAUGCAGCAAGGAAUGAAUUUGAUCAAGAGCGGGAGCGAUAAGACGGAAGAUUUGCAAAACGGUCGCGUUCACUUAGCAGUCGUCUCCGGUGUCAAUUUAGAGCAGCGUACUGUAACUGUAGAAUGGUUCGAGAGAGGAGAAACCAAAGGCAAAGAGGUGGAAAUCGAUGCGAUUCUCGCCUUGAAUCGCGAUUUGAACCAAAAGAUGGGACCACCACCGCCACAGGUGAUGAACAAUCACAUGUUGGCGUCCUCGAAGGCAAGGGUACGUGAGCCGGACUCCUCGGCUGAAGAGGACGAGGGGGUCGACGAGUCGGAGAACCAAGAGGAGGGCUCCCUCGGACGUCAUGGCGGUCACACCGCAAGAAACGGCCUCGCCUCCGCAACGCUUCCUCACUCCACCAGACCAUCUAUUCCGGUGAAAGCGACUUCGAAUAAACAAUUAUCACGACAAACGGGACGUCCGACAAACAUAAUGUCAUCGACUACAUCAGUGAACGGUCAUGGAGACUCGGUUUCCGGACUCACGGGUCGUCGGGAGCUCGAAAACAUACCCCCGACACCGACGGCAACAGUCGCACAACACAAUCUGCCGACUCCAGCGCAAAAUAAACAGCAGAAACAAGCGCAACAGCAGCAGCAGCAGCAGCAACAACAACAGCAAAUGCAGCAGCAGCAACAAACCCAGGUAGAAAACGGCCGUGGUAGGCGAUCCAACGUCGUCAAGGAGGUUGAGAGACUGAAGAAGAACAGAGAGGAAAGGAGACAACGACAGGCAGAGUUAAAAGAAGCAAUGAUGAAUUUGGAUCCAGGCAAUCCAUAUUGGGAAUUUCUUGCCAUGAUAAGAGAAUACCAAAACGGCAUAGAGUUCAGGCCAUUGCGAGACACUGACACCGUGGAGGAUCAUCAGAUCACUGUGUGUGUGCGAAAACGUCCGCUUAAUAAGAAGGAGCAUGCGCGCAAGGAGAUCGACGUGAUCAGUGUGCCUAGCAAGGAUCAGAUGGUGGUGCACGAGCCCAAAUCCAAGGUCGACCUUACCAAGUAUCUCGAGAAUCAGAUCUUCAGAUUCGAUUACGCGUUUGACGAGACGUGUAACAACGAGAUAGUCUACAAAUACACAGCCAAGCCGCUGGUGCAGACAAUCUUCGAAGGCGGCAUGGCCACGUGCUUCGCAUAUGGGCAAACUGGUAGCGGCAAGACUCAUACUAUGGGCGGCGAUUUCAACGGCAAAACGCAAGAUUGCAAGAAAGGCAUCUAUGCUAUGGUUGCCAAAGACGUAUUCAAGUGUUUGAAAUUAGCAAAAUAUCGGCCCUUGAAUCUGGUUAUUUCCGCUAGCUUCUUUGAGAUUUACUCCGGCAAGGUAUUUGAUCUUUUGGCGGAUAAAGAAAAGCUGAGAGUUUUGGAAGACGGCAAACAACAGGUGCAAAUAGUGGGAUUAACAGAAAAAGUCGUGGAAAAUUGCGAUGAGGUAUUAAAGUUAAUACAACACGGAAAUAGCGCCAGAACGAGCGGUCAAACGAGUGCUAAUUCCAACUCUUCGAGAUCGCACGCAGUAUUCCAAAUAAUAGCGCGUAUGCCGGGUACACACAAGGUACACGGAAAGUUUUCGCUUAUCGAUCUUGCUGGUAAUGAAAGAGGUGCUGACACGUCGUCCGCUAAUAGGCAAACUCGAAUGGAAGGUGCUGAGAUCAAUAAAUCUUUAUUAGCGUUAAAAGAAUGCAUACGCGCGUUAAGCCGUAAGGGUACACAUUUGCCUUUUAGAGCAAGCAAGCUGACUCAAGUAUUAAGGGAUAGUUUCAUCGGUGAAAAAUCAAAAACAUGCAUGAUAGCGAUGAUUAGUCCUGGAAUGAGUUCCUGCGAACAUUCGCUAAAUACAUUAAGAUAUGCCGAUCGAGUAAAGGAAUUGGCGGCGACCGAUCCUACAGAAGUAAAAGCCUCACCGACAGAUGAUGAUCGAACUAUGAAGAUCGAGGAACAAGGAAACAACAGCGUACUAUCGGAUAGCGAUCUAGCGCAGCUUCGAUCUCUCAAUGAAGGUGAACUGUCGCAAGAUCUGUACACUUUUCACGAGGCAGUAUCUGCUCUGCAGAUGCUCGAAGAAGAGGUGUUAGAUACGCACAAAGUGAUCAUGGAUAAUACAACUAAAUUCCUUAAUGACGCGCACAGUGUAUUCAGCGCAACUCACGAAGUGGAUUAUGAUCAAGAAGAUUUGAGGCGGAAAAGAACAAAGUUUGAGUCACCCUACCUGAGGAGUUUCUCGUUGCGUAGACGUCUUAUAGAGAGAAAACUAUUUUCCGACGCAUAUGUCCAAAAAUGGGAGCAGUUGCUAAUACAGCAACGUGACAUCCUCAAUGCCGCGCUCGAUCAAGUCAGCCAAUUUCGCGGGCAGCUCUUACAGGAGGAACAAAUCAGUCAGAAGAUGACCCGAACGCGCAACGUUACAACGCGGUACAAUUAAGAAUGAUAUUUUAACGAUUGCGAAUCGAAAAAAAGACACAAAACGUAAUUAUUUCUCUCUCUCUCUCAUCGAUGAGAAAAGCCCGCUUCUUAUGUGUGUAUUGAUCUUUAUAAUUACAAGCGCGCGAAAAGCAAGUAUACAUGACACUAGUGCGACACAUGAACGCAAAAUGUAAUAAAACUCCAUCUUGCCUUCGAAAUUGCUACGAAAAGUAUGUCGAUGAGAAAGCAAGGAGCUCGACUCGUAUAAAACUCACCCUAGCGAUCCUGUAUUAUAUAACGAUUCUUCUCGAAUGAUUCUUUAAGCGAAACGACAGAAUCCCACAAAGAGGAUAUAUAAAUAAAGAAAUAAAAUUGAAGUAUGCAUAAUAAAAUAAUAAAAAUAAUUCUUUAAGAAUUCGCAAAAAAAAAGAAAUCAAAUUUUUGUUUUUUACGUAUUGGAUUUGUUCGUCGCGUCCCUGCGAGAAUUCACGGAGAAUUUUUAGUCGGGAUUUUUUUUUUGUUUCUUUUAGUUUGAGAACGUAGAAAAAUUUUGAGUGAUCGCGUGGAAUCGUUCGUAAAGAUACCCUAAAUAUAUACAAUUUUUUUAUUUAGCUUAGUAAACAAAGUUUUACCAGUAUGUAAUUACAUGUUUCUAAAACGAAUUCUUACGCGUUUUACACAUUUUUGGGCCGCACUAAGAUUACCGUAGAAAUUUUAAGCCGUCGAUACGUACUCGUGUACACAAUUCGUCCGUUUUCGAAAUGCAAAGUACCAUCGCGAAUAAUAAUGCGUCACCUAUGAAAUCAGAUCAAUACACAGUUUUAGAUUCAGAAUGCUAGGUGUAUUAUUACGAGGGACCUAGUAUUGGAUAAUAUUGGACGAGGAAAAGCCUUAGUAUGCUGAGGAGGAAUGAAAAAAAAUAUAUAUAUAUCAUAGUGAUACUUUGUACACUUAUCCACAUACGCAUAUACACACAUACAUACACGAGCGUAGUUAUCGACGACAUUCGUAAACCAAAUAACGACUGAUUUCGAAAAAGAUGUAACUCUUAGCUCAUAAGAAAUUGCACAGCGCGGCGUUCAUCCAAGUUCGGAUUUAAGUUUUUUAGUAUUAAUAUCGUCGACGGCACAUUAAACGGUCCUCUUUUUUUUCUUACAUUAUUAAAAGUAUGAGAUUAAAAUCUUCAUUUGAUUUGUCAACGCA
Camponotus floridanus (Florida carpenter ant) is the source of this 4646-nucleotide messenger RNA. RefSeq names its product kinesin-like protein Klp10A (gene Klp10A). The transcript is spliced from 13 exons. NCBI's taxonomy places the organism in Eukaryota, Metazoa, Arthropoda, Insecta, Hymenoptera, Formicidae. Gene Ontology annotation, biological process: microtubule-based movement. The coding region runs from base 16 to 3462 and encodes 1148 amino acids. The record is from RefSeq and is a predicted model, not a curated record. Gene Ontology annotation, molecular function: microtubule motor activity; microtubule binding; ATP binding.